GGCGGCCGCAGCUCCGCGCAGGGCGCAGGGCGGGGCGGGCGGGGCCGGGAGGAGGCCCCGGGCCGCGGGCCAGGCCGACCGGGUCACAAUUUGGGUUCGCAGCAAAAAUGCUUUCAGAACAGACGGCAGCCCUAGGGACAGGAUGGGAGUCUAUGAAUGUCCAGCUGGAUGGAGCACAGCCCCAGAUGGAGAGGAGAAGCCAUGAGGAGGGGCCAUGGAGAAUGGCACCAGGGCCACUGGAACACCUGUGCUGUGACCUUGAAGAAGAGCCACAGUCCCUUCAGGAAAAGGCUCAGUCGGCUCCCUGGGUUCCUGCCGUUCCCCAGGAGGGGAGCACCGGAGACUGGGAGAUGGCAGCGGCACUUCUUGCAGCCGGAUCACAGGGCCUGGUCACCAUCAAGGAUGUGUCACUGUCCUUCUCUCAGGAGGAGUGGCGGAGCUUGGACCCUUCCCAGACAGACUUUUAUGGAGAAUAUGUCAUGCAAGAAAACUGUGGGAUAGUGGUCUCUCUAAGAUUUCCAAUUCCUAAGCUGGACAUGCUUUCUCAGCUAGAAGGAGGGGAAGAACAGUGGGUCCCUGACCCACAGGACCUGGAGGACAGGGACAUCCUGAGGGUAACAUACACAGGAGAAGGAAGUGAGCACGAGGGGGACACCCCUGAACUAGAAGCAGAACCGCCCAGGAUGUUCUCCAGUGUAUCUGAAGAGACUGCUCUCUGGAACCCGGAGCAGGAGGAGCGCUGGGAGUCCAUGCCCAGAAGCUCCAGAGGAAUGCUCCUGGGCCCACCGUUUCUUCAGGAAGAUAGCUUCUCAAAUCUUCUGUGUAGCACAGAGAUGGACUCCCUGCUGAGACCGCACACAUGCCCCCAGUGUGGGAAACAGUUUGUGUGGGGCUCCCACCUUGCCAGGCACCAGCAAACGCACACCGGGGAGAGGCCCUAUAGCUGCCUCAAGUGUGAAAAGAGCUUUGGGCGAAGACACCACCUCAUCCGACACCAGAAAACCCACAUGCAUGACAAGCCCAGCAGGUGCUCCGAGUGCGGCAAGAGUUUCCGAUGCAGCUCCCAUCUGGCCAGCCACCAGAGGAUGCAUGCGGAAGGCAGGUCCUGCAAAGGCCAAGAAGCUGGAGAGAGCCCUGGGGCGAGGAGGCGGCAGCACACCCCACCGGUGCCCAAGAGCCACGUGUGCACCGAGUGUGGGAAGAGCUUUGGCCGACGGCACCACCUGGUGAGACACUGGCUGACCCAUACCGGGGAGAAGCCCUUCCAGUGCCCUCGCUGUGAGAAGAGCUUUGGCCGGAAACAUCACCUGGACAGGCACCUGCUGACCCACCAGGGACAGAGUCCCAGGAGCAGCUGGGACAGAGGGACAUCUGCCUUCUGAUUUCUGUUUCUGCUGUAGCUGUGGUCACAUCUAUCAGCUGGUGCUGCCAGGAGUCUCUGCCAGAGCUGCCUCUCUCUUGCCCCCGAUGGCCAGGAUCAGGAGGCCUGGCCUCAUCCCUAGAAAGAUGAGGUUUCAGCAUGGGCCAGAGCAUUCUUCACCACUUCUGUGGGAUACCACGGAAAAGAGAGUUCUUUGGGCAAAACUUUUGGGAAACAAUGCUUACUACAUGGGCUGAUAUUCAGCCGAGUCCAUUCUUAAGCGUACAGUGGUAACAGCGGUUUAUGGCUGAGGUCCAUGCUGGUUGGAGUCUAGGCCAUACCAGGUGUUAAAUAUUUUUAGUAUCACCACUGUAUACUAUAACUCUUACAUUCUCUUUACAUUACACAUGAGAGAGAGAAAGACCAUGUUGGCUUAUUAAAGGCUCUGAAAAUGGAUGUAGGAAAGCAAAGGUUAAGCCUCUUAAUGCAGCAUUCCCUAAAUGUAUUUGACCUCAGUAUUCUUUCUAUCUCACAUCCCACAGAACUGGUGACUCCAUGAAACACUCUGAAAACACUGGGUUAGAGUAAUGAGGAGACAGAAAAGAGCCCUUCUUUUUAUCCCAGUGAACGCUGAAGGGCAGAUCUCACUCCUGUGUGGGCCCGUCAUCUUCACCCCAACCAUCCAACUAUACAUCCACACCUCUCAACCCCGCCAGAUGGAAAAUAGAAAUAAUAACCUUCUUACCCAUUAUUCCUACUCCUUUAUCCUGCACAUAUGCAUAUCCAGCUGAGAGAUCAUACUACCAUGCUAAGAGAGGGACCUUAUCCUCCCAAGUAACCCAGACUCGCACAGAAGAAAAAACUUCAUCUCUUUGGACAGUCCCCUCUUCUCUUGACUGUGUCUUUAUGUGUCAAUGUGUAUCUGUAUGCAGGGUCUUUGAAGAGAGCAUGCAAAGUACAAACUGUAAAAGCUAGAUUUUCUAGGGGCUGUGUUCUGGUGGUGAGGGUAGUGAUAAUUUUAUGGGGUUUUUGUUUUGUUUCAAGAUAGAAAGUAAGCUCAUCUAUUAAGGGAGUCCUAGUGGAAAGGAUUAUGUGAUGGUAAUGUUGUGGAAGUUGAGGUGUAAAGACUUCUUGAAUGUCACUGAGAUCAAGACAACCGGAUAUUCUCUGUCCAAGUCUCCGGGCCACAGAUUCUUUUUGCUUGGGUGGAGAGAGAAAAUCAUCCUAGCUCAUGAGGUGAGCUCUUUCCUGUUGAUUUCAAGCAAGAUGCAUAUAGAAGCUUUAUGCUGAGUGAGGGUUUUUUGUUUUUGUUGUGUGGUGUGUUUUCUUGUCUUGUUUUAAGUGCUGAGAAAUUAGGGCAGGAAUCACAGUGCUUACAGGUUGUUUCAUUACUCUUGUGUGACCUUGAUUGCCUCACCAAGGGGGCAGAGUUAUUCUUGAGGAUCUUAUUCUCUCCGAAACAGAACUUCAGGGGAUAUGGCAGUGGUUUAAUUUUGCAGCUGAUGCAGGAUAAUGAACUUUCCAGUUGGUAUUCCUCACAAUUCUGGGAAAGUGUCCAUGCUAAGACUCUUAACUCCAGGACUUGCAUAAUAUUCUAGCAUCUGUUAGUUGAUGAGUUGGUCAUUGUUUCUCUUUAUUGAUGAUGUGUUAAUACCAGUGUCACAACUUAAAAAUUAUCUUAUAUGUAAGAGCAGUUUGGGGUUAGAGAGGGAGAGGAGUGGAGAGGAGCAGAGAGGAUGAAAAUAUUUUUCUCUUUAAUGCUUAGAUUCUGGUUUUUCCUCAACAGACUUAUUUUUCCACCACAAUUGGUGGAAUUAAUCAGAGCGGUAAUAAAGGGAGCUGCAACAGUCUAGUUUCAUGACUGUCCCAUUUGCUUAGGGAAAAUGGGGUGAAUCACAGCUCCUCAGAGCCCUGGGCCCAUAUGGACCUGAAAAUAAGGUCAUUUUGCUGAAUGGGCUUCUUAGAGUGGAUAUGACUUGAUCAACCCAGUCCCUGCCUUCUGCUCAGAGCAGUCUUCCUUCUUUGCCUGGAAUGCACUUCUCUUGCUUGUAUUCAUAUGACCAGAGCAAAAUGGCCAGUCCUUUGUAAGGAGCCUUGUUCUAGGUUCUCAUAGACAGGAGUGUUCUAGGAUCAAUAUUAGGAGAAGCCCCAAGGAAUAGGAAAGUAUUGCCUUCCAUAGUGAAACUGGACUAUGCCAUUUCUUUUACCUUCCCACUCUGCCUCAUUCAUUCAUUCAUUCAUUCAUGCAAAUCAGCUCUAUUAAGCAGUGGUUCAGAACCUGUUUUGGAUCACAGACUCUUUUGAAGAUCUGAUAAAAACCAGGAACUCCUUUUUGAA
Molecule: messenger RNA, 3697 nt
Organism: Pipistrellus kuhlii (Kuhl's pipistrelle)
Lineage: Eukaryota; Metazoa; Chordata; Mammalia; Chiroptera; Vespertilionidae
Gene: ZNF641
Product: zinc finger protein 641
Exons: 6
Coding region: 108-1382 (424 amino acids)
Biological process (GO): regulation of DNA-templated transcription
Molecular function (GO): DNA-binding transcription factor activity, RNA polymerase II-specific; RNA polymerase II cis-regulatory region sequence-specific DNA binding
Source: RefSeq, a predicted model, not a curated record